AUGGAGGCUCAGGACAGGAGUCGCUCCCCGUCCCGUAGAACCAGUCGGGUGGAGCAGGUGGUGGGACGAUGGCUGAGGAGGUCCAGAGACCUCGGCAGCAGGUCGCACUCCCUCAGCAGGGAUCGGGUGCUGGUGGAUGGGAAGGCAGCAGACAGCGGAUCAGACCAGAGGAACUAUCCGUUCCGCUUCAUCGUUCAGAUCCAGCGGGACCAGAACCUCCUCUCCCACGGCCUCACGCUGUCCUCCCAGAGCCCCAUCCUGGUGCAGGACGUCACCCCAGGUGGUCCUGCAGAUGGUCGUCUGGUCCCUGGAGAUCAGCUGGUGAAGAUCAAUAACAUCACAGUGGACGACCUGACGCCAGAGCAGGCUGCAGAGAUCAUCAGGGAGUGUCAGGACACGUUGACGAUGACCGUCCUCAGAACCAUGCUGGGCCCAAAGUCUUCCUUCAUCACCCCGGAGAAGAGGGCCAAGCUCCGGUCCAACCCGGUCAAAGUCCACUUUGCUGAGGAGGUGGAGUUCAACGGGCACUCUCAGGGCAACUCGCUGCUCUUCCUGCCCAACGUGCUGAAGGUGUAUCUGGAGAACGGACAGACCAAGGCCUUUAAAUUCGACCCCAACACAACAGUCAAGGACAUCGUGAUGACACUGAAGGAGAAACUUUCUCUGAGCCACAUCCAACAUUUCUCUCUGGUGCUGGAGCAGCAACACAGCAUCACCAAACUACUGCUGCUGCAUGAUGAGGAGAGGAUCCAGCAGGUGGUCCAGAAGAAAGAGGCCCAUGACUACAGGUGUCUGUUCCGUGUUUGCUUCAUGCCCAAAAGCCUCCAGACGAUGCUGCAGGACGACCCCACUGCCUUCGAGUACCUCUACCUGCAGGGGGUGAAUGACGUGCUCCAGGAGCGUUUUGCGAUAGAGAUGAGGUGUAACACGGCGCUGCGGCUCGCUGCGCUGCACAUCCAGGAGAGACUGGCGAGCUGUGGACAAUCUCCAAAAACCAACCUGAAGAUCAUCACGAAGACGUGGGGAAUCGAGAACUUUGUGUCCUCCACCUUGCUGAGGAACAUGAGGGAGAAAGACCUGAGGAAGGCGAUCGGCUACCACAUGAAGAAGAGUCAGUCCCAGAACGACCCCAAGCAGAAGGGUCUCUCUGUGGACCAGACCAGGAUCAACUACCUGGAGGAGCUCAGCGACCUCAAGUCCUUCGGAGGGAAAUCCUUCAGCGCCACCAUGAUGCUCCAGGACCGUGAGUCCAUGGUGACCCUGCUGGUGGGGGCUCGGUACGGGGUCAGUCAGGUGGUGAACCACAAGCUGAGCAUCCUGUCAAACCUGACGGAGUUCAGCAGCAUCACACGCAUAGAGCUGCUGCCAGAGUCGGACAAGGUGAGCCUGGUGAAGAUCUACCUGCAGGACAUCAAGCCCAUCACGUUAUUACUGGAGUCAGUGGCAGCCAAAGACAUGUCCUGUCUCAUAGCGGGCUACUGCCGAGUGUUUGUUGACCCCUCGCUCAACAUCUUCCCCUGGAUUCACGACUUCAAGAAGCACAGAGUGUCUGCUGAGGAAGGUUACGUGUCCCGGUGUGGCAGCGACUCGGACUCGUCCUCAGACCUGGACAUGGAGGCUCUGGUCAGCCAGGUGUCUCAUGACGACAGGCCCCGCCCCCGAAUCAGAUCCUCAUCAGACCCGGACGGAAGGAAAAGAAAAGACAGAAACAAAAGGAGAAGCAAAGAAAAUGACAAAGAAAAGGCUGAUAAACCUCAAGAGGAGGAGAGGAAACAACGGGAGGAGAAGGACGCUGACACGGAAAAGGAAAAGGAGAAGGAGAAGGAGAAGGAAGAGAAAGCUGAAUCAGAGCACAGGGAGGAGACGGAGAGGGAGCAGGAGGGUAAAACUCAGACCAAAGUAAUGGAUAAUGAUUGUGGGGAACAUCCAGAAAACGAAGGAGGAGGAGGAGGAGGAGACGCUGCACGAGGAGCAGAGGAGCAACCUUCGGCAUCAGAAGCCUCCGACUCCUGCCAGACUGACUCUCGAGUCCUCACCAGCGCCUCCUGCGACUCCCUCGACGCUCUGGAGGAAGACGACUUACUCACGUGCUCCUCUUCCUCCCUCCACCCCAACACCCACUCCCACAGCCACUCCCCCUUCCAGGUCCUCCCCUACUGCCACCGCCACGUCGAGCCGCACCUCCUCGCUCCUCCUCCUGCUCACUCACACCCGUUCAUCCACCUCCCGAGUCCAGGAGGCUCCUGCAGGAGGAGGUCUGGAGGGGACGGAGCUGAUCCCCAACUGUCCCCGUCCCCGAAAUGUUCCUCCGGUAACCUCUCCGGUAACCUCUGCUCUGACGACAGCUCGCUGUGCUUCGCCGAGCUCUCCCGCCUCGUCGACUUCCUGCCGAGCCCUCCGGAGGCCAGCGAGGAGGACGACGAAGAAGAGGAGCUGAGGAGGAGGAGGAGGAAGCUGCUGAAGGAGUCGAGGAGACCACCCUCCCCCUCCCCGACCUCCCCGUCCUCCCACAUGGACUUUGUGUUUAACUUUGACCAAAGCGACGCUCGCUGCUACUACAAACUCUGCUCCAACAUCACCCCCGACAGCGCCCGCAGCCUGCCCCGCCCCCAGCAGCCCCCCGAAGGAGAACCCUGGGAGGAGGAGGAGGAGGAGGAGGUGAAGGAGGAGCAGGAGAAGGUGGUGGAUCUGGAGCCCGUCCCCAUCCUGCAGCCUCCGCCCGGCUUCGGAGACAGCAGCUCUGACGAGGAGUUCUUCGACGCCAGAGAUCGCUUCGCUUCACCUGAAGACCCCACCUCAGGGGCCCUGCCGAGAGAUAUUCGCACAGAGAUGAAACUGGACCUCAGCACACUCAGUCUCAGUGACAUCUCGGUGUCGGUGACAGAAACAGACAAAGAUGAAAAAGUGGAAGAAGACAGUAAAGGAGCGGAAGAAGAAGAAGGAGGAGGAAGAGAAACGUUGUUCCAACUCAGAAAAAGAUCCCGUAAACGCCGUUCCUUCAUGGAAACUGAUUACACCUCCAUGGUUUCAUAUCCAGAGCCCGAUCCCGCCAAGCAGGACCUGGUCUCUGGUCGGUCUCAUAGGAACCAUUUGGCAGAAGCCAAUGAUGCUCAGAUGCUGAGUUCAGAUCCUGAACCUUCAGAGCAAACCCAGAAUCCCAGUCCAACCGUCUCCUCGUUGACUCACUCUGAAGGGGAACCAGCUCAGCUCGAGUCCAAACCUAUCCUGUCCAGACCCUGUUCAGAUGGACCCGGCUCUCCUUUGGGUUUGAAGUCUCGUGAACAGACUAGAGACCCAAAGACCCCCUCCAGGACCAGGAAACAAGACAUGGAGAUGGAACCAGACGCAAUGGAAUCCAAAUCGGUCACAGAUGUGGUGAAGGCGGCGUCUCCCAGCAUCACCGUUGUCCGUUGCCGGGUGGAUCCAGACGGGAAGGAGAGUUCUGAUCGGAGGGGUGACGGGAAGGAGGAAGGGGAGGAAAAGGGGGAGAUGGAGGAGGGGAAAGAGGAGGAGGGAGAGGAUACACCAGAGAAUGGACCAUUCUCAAACCAUUUGUUUUUUGCAGUAAGCUCUAAGGAGGAAGGAAAGGAGGAAGAAGAAGGAGUGCGAGGGUAUUCCUCCAGUUCAAAAAGACCACUCUCGGGUACUGAGAGUCCUCCAGAGGCCGAAACACAACCAACAUGUUUGAUAGAUGUGAAUAAAAAGAGCAGUAACGGCCUUUUGGGAGCACAUCUUAGUGCCCUAGAGCAAAACUCAUAUGUAGAGAAACAUGUGCUUGAAAGCGUGUUUAAAAAGUCAAACCCACUAUCAUACAUCCCACCACCACCUCCACCACCAUCCCCUCUACCUCCAGUACCAGUUCUACACAACUCUCAAAGUGAUUGGGAAAGGAAGGGUCGAGAUUACACGGGAACCUCAAUCAAUAAGUCUCUGAAUUCUGAGGAGAUGCCAAUUGGCAAACACACUAACAAAGCACAAUUGCAUUUAGACGUCACCACCAGUGUCAAUGACGAUGGCGGUGUUGUUGGCUCCACUAGCGAUGAAGUCACUGACAGCACCACUUCAGACAAUGUUUUUGAAGAUGAUGAGGUGAGUAAUUCCUUAAAUUCUUGUUCAAGUGACAAGAAAAAUGACUGGGCUGUAGCUAUAAAGCAAAGCGUCAGUGCAAAUCCAGCUACGACAAGUAAAAAUGAGUCUCAAAUGACUAUCAAGUCUCUUACCAACACUGAGGCUCAUACGAGAAUUCAUUCAGUAAAUUCGGAUUACACUCGAGCUAUAAACUCUAUCACUGCGAAGCUUGGAGCUGCAACAAGUGCCACAUCUCCUACAUUUAAUUCAGGUGCCAGAUUCCAACAUGAAAGUUCUUCAUGUUCGGAUCAAAAUGUAGACAAAUCCAGAAGUGAAGAAGCUAAAGAUGGUUUAGCUAGUCCUAGCCUAGCUAACACAGCAACAAUCUGUGAUCUUCCCAAAGCUCCUUCUCCAGUUCACUUCCUCUUCCAGUCCUGUUCCCCGAGCAUCAUGGGUCGCCUAUCUGCCUCCACACUUAGGGGGAAGAUUCAGAAUUUGCCCCUUUAUUUAUCACGUUCCCAGGAAACCCUCAACCAAGCCGGGUUGGGGAAUGUAGCUCAGAGUCCGACUCAGGACAACAGUCGGGACGAGAUCACCAUCAAGGUUACAGACGUUAAUGAUGUCACACAAACAAUUGACUUCGAAACGGGUACAACUGCAGAAUCUGUGGAUUCUGACGAUUCGGAUACAACAGUUACAGGAUCAGAGGUAGAUGGAGAGUUUUUGGUUGAAACAAAAUCAGCAAAGACUCCCUGUUCAGUGUCAGAGACGAAGGAAGUAAACUCUCAAUCGCCGGUCCAGACUGAGCCCAAAUCCCAACACCAAAAUCAGCUUCCUCACUCUGGAUCCAUCAAUCAUGCACCAGGACCAAUAACAGAGCCUCCAGCCUCCAUAGUGAACAGCCUCCAAAGAGACCCUUCAGGCCUAAAGAUGGAUACUCCCGGCCCUUUGAAAGACGCUCCCGAAUCAAAGAUGAGCGUCACAAGUCCAGGCGAAGACAUUCCAGGUCAUAAAAUGAAUCUGUCACGUUCUUUCCCCCCACAGAUUGUGGUGACCACACAGAAUCUAAACGGGCCAGGACUUCCUUUUCAUAGUCAGUCACAGAAAGUAAGGACAAGUAGCGACAGACCUUUGAUGGGUCUUUGUAGGCCUACAGGGCCGAAUUCAGACGAACCGAAAGAACUUUCUUCAGGCUGCAGAGUUUUUACCAUCUGUGAGGAUCCGUCCCAGACAGAGAGUCCCGGGACUACCCUGCCCUUGAAGUCUGAGUUGGGCUGCACUUCUGUGUUAGCGACUGGAUGUGAAUCAGUAGUUGAAGGAGUUCAGGUGCCGUUGGAUGCUUGUGGUUGCCCGACAGUCUACACCAACUGCUUCGGCAGCGGGGACAGUUUUGACGAAGAGCUGACGGUUUACGAGUUCUCGUGCCGAACUCAGAGCAGCGGAGUGACUCCGACUUCUGCAGGUCUUCCUCUCAUCACCUCUCCACCCGUUUCUUCUUUUCUCUCCACCUCCUCCACCUACUCUCCCUCCUUCCCACGCACCAUCCUUUUCUCCUCCUCUACCUCUGAGCUCAGCCCUCUCCUCUCGCCGUUGUCCGACGCCUCUGACUGUUUCCUGUCUCAAACGCACAAGGACACCAUCAGUCGGCUCGGCCAACAGCGCUACCCAGAACCCCCAACGGGCUUCCAAGUACUCCGGGUGGACGUGGACCAGCUCCUCUCCAUCCUGGAGAGUAGCGGUUCUGACCGAUCUCUGGCAAGUCAUGGAGGUCGCCAUGCAAGGGACACCUGCCCCGUCCACUUCACAGAAAACAAGAGGGUUCUCCAGAUGGAGGCACGGCGGCUGAUGUCAGGCUGCCAGAAGGUUGUUGGGAUCGGACAGAGCCCAGAGGAGAUGCUUCACUCCCUGGCUGAUAGUUUCCGGACCCUGGUGGAGUUGGCAGGUAUUUGCCUCUGGUUCUCCGGUUGCGACAGGUGUGACCGGAGGAACGCAGAGGCAGUGGCAGGUCUGGCAGACGUGGCCCGAUCAUUCAGGGACUUCUGCCUGGCAGCCGAGCGAGCUAGCAGCAAGCGCAGCUGCCAGGACCUGAGCACCAAGCUGCUAGCCAAACAGUGCACCGCGCUCACCGCCUCCGUCUUCUGCCUCACUCAGCUGUUCCGCACCCUCACUGCACUAUGAGAGGACCACAACCUCUGAAGUCUUUUGGAAGGACCUUUAGAGCAACCUGUGGCGUGUUCCCUGAGAUUCAUGGGAUCACCGGUGAGCCUACAGCUGCUGCAGACAGAGGAAGGUCCUGUUUAGGAUGGGCAGUGUGACGGGAGGUUACCUCAGAAACACACUGGUGUCACGGAGCUCCAUGACAGCUCAAAUGAUCACAAAAACCUCUGGGAAAACCUUUGAGAUCGUCAAGGUGCAUGUGGUUUACUGACUUUAUGCUGUGCACGUAAUGUAGCUCCAAAAAACCAAACAGUCAGCCAACAACCAGACUGUCGAGUGGUUCAAGCUGCAACAGCAGAACCUGCUUGCAUUCCAGUAUUGAGGAACUGAUGUACUUGAAUGUAUUCUAUGUUAUCUAUUAUUUUAUUUAUUUAUUUGUUUAUUUAAUCGAUGAGUUACUGCAGUGAGUAAACAAGGAAUGUAAAGACAAGCAAGGAAGUAUUUGGAAAUGUUUACAGGCGUAAUCUUUAGAUGGAGGAGUAGCAGGCCUUUUAAACACACACAUACACAUACACACACACACACACACACACACACACACACACACA
Messenger RNA from Centropristis striata (black sea bass), 6833 nucleotides. It is a transcript of the gene frmpd1a, whose product is annotated as FERM and PDZ domain-containing protein 1. Bases 1 to 6246 code for a protein of 2081 amino acids. NCBI's taxonomy places the organism in Eukaryota, Metazoa, Chordata, Actinopteri, Perciformes, Serranidae. Gene Ontology annotation, cellular component: cytoskeleton. The record is from RefSeq and is a predicted model, not a curated record. The transcript has 14 exons. Gene Ontology annotation, molecular function: protein binding.